Molecule: messenger RNA, 1437 nt
Organism: Penicillium diatomitis
Lineage: Eukaryota; Fungi; Ascomycota; Eurotiomycetes; Eurotiales; Aspergillaceae
Exons: 2
Coding region: 1-1437 (478 amino acids)
Source: RefSeq, a predicted model, not a curated record
AUGCCUUGCGCGGCAAUAUGCGACCGGCUUCCUUGCAAUGAGCGAUGCACUAAGAUUCUUAAAUGCGGCCAUCAAUGCCCGAGCCUCUGCGGGGAAGACUGUCCAAAUAAUCUGUGCCAAGAGUGCGGCGACAAGGGAGACGCCCGUGUUGACUUCCUUGAAUGGAAAACCUAUUCCGAAAUCAGUCUCGAUGAAACUCCUAUCGUCGUGCUUGGAUGUGGCCAUUUCUUUACCAGUGAGUCGGUUGAUGGAUUGGUUGGCCUGGAUGAAGUAUACACGAGAGAUAAAGACGGAAAAUUCGACGGUCUCCGAGAUGUCUCUUCUUCACUUGCCAAUGUCAUACCAUCGUGCCCGGACUGUAAGCAGCCAAUUCGCCAGUUUGUGACGAAACGUUACAAUCGUGUUAUCAACCGUGCCGUUAUGGAUGAGACUUGGAAGCGGUUUCUUAUCAAGGGUCGCACAGACCUUGAAGGCCUUGAAUCGCGUCUGAAUGACAUUGAAGACAAGCUCAACUCUAAGCGAGCCACUGUGGAUGUGGGGGACACUAAAUCACAGCUUGAAGCACGAUAUGCAGCCUGUGCACGCCUCGCGAGGGAGGCUUUAGCUCUCAGCAAAGCCAUGGAGGCCGAGAAUCAGCCGAUGAAACGGCUCACGGAUGCGAUUGCCAUCUACCAGAAGUCAUCAGGGGACGAAGUAGCCUCCCUCUCAGCCCGAAUGGAGGCGAUGAAUAUGACAACACGAGAAUCAGACAACCAAAUUACCCUCGGCGCACGGUUAAUUUACAUCAAGUCCAAGGAAGUCAUGCUUAGCGAUGCCUUUAGAGUGAUAGAUUCAAGCGGAAAAUCUGCAACACUACCACGGCUAAGCCUCGUCAAACCAUUAUCAACCUUGAUUCAAGUUCUGAAGGAUUGCCGAGACUUGAUAACUCAAGCCAAUAAAGGAAAUUUCUCCCGUAUCGUCAUUAUGGCGACCGUCUCAUUCGCCAAGAUCGCCCAGCUGGACGCGUGGUAUCACCGCUCCCAUCCCGGAGAAACGUCAAGCGAUCUCAAAGGAAAAAUGGGUCUAGAAAAGCUCGAAGAUCGCUUUCAAACCACCCGCGAUCUCCUCGCCGAUGCGUUGAAACUAUGCGACGAACUGAGGAUCUGUUCUGAGCUCCAACAAAAGGUCCAGGAGAUGGUCCGCCUCUAUGAGGGAACACGAUACGAAACAGUCACUUUAGAAGAACUUCAAUCAAUCAAGACGGCCAUGGUCAGUGGGCGAGGAGGAAUCGUGACUCACUCUGGGCACUGGUACAAUUGCGUCAACGGACAUCCGUUUGCUAUUGGAGAGUGCGGUAUGCCGAUGGAGCAAGCUAGAUGCCCUGAAUGUGGAGCACCUAUUGGAGGUCAAAAUCACACAGCCGUUGAGGGCGUUUCUCGAGCGCGGGAAAUGGAGUAG